This is a messenger RNA of Carya illinoinensis, 3710 nucleotides long. RefSeq names its product IAA-amino acid hydrolase ILR1-like 4. Gene Ontology annotation, biological process: auxin metabolic process. The coding region runs from base 197 to 1540 and encodes 447 amino acids. The record is from RefSeq and is a predicted model, not a curated record. Gene Ontology annotation, cellular component: endoplasmic reticulum. The transcript has 6 exons. Gene Ontology annotation, molecular function: IAA-Ala conjugate hydrolase activity. NCBI's taxonomy places the organism in Eukaryota, Viridiplantae, Streptophyta, Magnoliopsida, Fagales, Juglandaceae.
GUCUCAUCUGCACGUGACUGAGAUCCAUUUUUUAUGACUUUUUCACUCAUUUGCUGCUGCACUUUCGCCUAGAAUACACCCUCCCCUCCAAGCCAAAAAACCCUUUGGCUUUUACGCUGCCACCAAGUCACUCGCUGAACAAACCUUCUCGUUAUCUUUCUCAGUCUCAAGUUCCAAGACCUUUCUUGCAGAGUUCAUGGGGGCUGUUUCCAAAUGGACGUCUUUGAUUCUUAUUCUCCAAGCGUUCCUGGCACUACCAAUUUCUUCAAAGCCCGAAGAGUUGGCUCAGAUUCCACUCAAUUUCCUAAACUUUGCUAAAAGACCAGAGGUUUUUGAUUGGAUGGUGGGUAUUAGGAGGAAGAUACACGAGAACCCAGAACUUGGGUUUGAGGAGUUUGAGACCAGUAGGCUAAUCAGAGCUGAGCUUGACCGCAUGAGAAUCUCCUACAAAUACCCGUUUGCUGAAACCGGUAUUGUUGGCUAUGUCGGGACCGGUUCACCACCUUUUGUGGCCAUUCGAGCCGAUAUGGAUGCUCUUGCUAUGCAGGAGCUCGUAGAGUGGGAGCACAAGAGUAAAGUUCCUGGGAAGAUGCAUGCAUGUGGCCAUGAUGCCCAUGUUUCCAUGCUUCUUGGAGCUGCAAAGAUUCUUCAAGAGCAUCGCCGCGAGUUACAGGGAACUGUUGUACUUGUUUUCCAACCAGCCGAGGAAGGAGGUGGUGGAGCAAAGAAAAUGGUAGAUGACGGAGCAUUGGAACAUGUUGAGGCCAUUUUCGGGCUGCAUGUAUCUGCUUCUCACCCUAUUGGUGCAGUGGCUUCCAGGUCUGGCCCUCUUUUGGCAGCGAGUGGUAUGUUUGAGGCAGUGAUUAGUGGAAAGGGAGGUCAUGCAGCCCUUCCCCAUCACACGAUAGACCCAAUCUUAGCAGCUUCCAGUGCAAUUAUUAGUUUACAACAUCUUAUUUCGCGCGUAGCCGAUCCCUUGGAUUCACAGGUAGUUACUGUCGCAAAGUUCGAAGGAGGUGGCGCAUUCAAUGUUAUUCCUGAUUCUGUUUCAAUUGGUGGAACGUUCAGAGCAUUUUCAAAAGAAAGCUUUAUCCAACUUCAGUAUAGAAUUGAAGAGGUUAUCACAAAACAAGCAAGUGUACAAAGGUGCAAUGCAACUGUCACUUUCAAUGCAAAUGAUCAUCAGAAGCCCUUUGGCAUUUGCCCAGUGACUGUAAAUGACAAAGAUCUACACGAGCAUUUCCAGAAAGUUGCAGGGAAUAUGCUAAGUGCUCAUAACGUAUUAGAAAUGCAACCAGUGAUGGGAGCAGAAGACUUCUCGUUUUAUGCAGAGGUGAUUCCCGGAUACUUUUUCUACCUUGGGAUGAAGAACGAGAGUAAAGGAAAGUUUGAACUGGGACAUUCACCUUACUUUAUGGUUAAUGAAGAUGCACUUCCUUACGGAGCAGCAUUACAUGCAUCAUUGGUCACGAGUUACCUCCAGGAAAAUAAGCCCAAACCUAAUCAGCCAAAGUCUGUGAGCUUUCGUGAUGAACUCUAAAGUGAUGAAUUAAAGCAUCUCUCCAGCUCAGUCUCUCGUCUCUCAAGUUCUCUUCUCAUCCAAAACCCUAGUCGUGCCGUGCCGUGCCGAUCCGAUUGCGAAUCUAUCUCUGUCUCGAAACCGAAGGUAUACUAAUCUCUCUCUGUCUCUUUCUUUCUCUCGAUUUGUGUUUGAUUUUCGCUUGGUCUGUUGGGUUUGUGUUUGAUUUUCUAGGUUUAUUAUUUUGUGAAGCUGAUGUUUAUAUCUCUCGGUUUGGUUGGAUUUUUCUGGGUUUGUGUUUGAUUUUCGCUUGGUCUAGUUUGGGUUUGUGUUUGUGUUUGAUUUUCGCUUAGUCUAGUUUGGGUUUGUGUUUGAUUUUUCUGGGUUUGUGACUUGGCUUUUGACUUGGCAAGGAGAAGCAAGGUAACGACCAGUUGGAAAACCUGUUUGGGGAUGUUGGGAGAUGUGUUUUUUCUACUGGGAAGCACAAUGGCAUGAAACUUCAUGGUGGAGGUGUGUCAAGAAAGAUACAUAACAUUGUGGCCCAAUAAUAUAUAUAUUAUAUAUACAGGUGUUCAAUAAUGAUGUGGGUUGAUUUGUGUGGACUAAUUUGGAUAGUGUAGUAAAUUGUAAUCAUAUUCUUUGAAGCUGCUAUUAGAGGUGGGGAUUGGGCAUAUAAUGAAUCAUCCUGAUCAUGACUUGUCUUUGUUUUAAGGUAAGGCAUCAUAACUCAUAAUUAAUACCAGCUUGUAAAAGGGAAAAAAUGAAAAAGAAAAAAAAAGGAGAAUGGAACAACUCACUUUUGUAUUCAACUUUGGUGUCAUGCUUUAGAAACUCUAGAAAAAAAAAAAAAAAAAAAAAAAGCCUUAUUUCCCACCUAUCAUGUAUUUCAUAAUCAAUGGUUCCAUCAUUGGCCAUGAGCACCGACAGGUGCAUAUAUCCUCAAGUGAAAUUUUGUUGAAGGUAUUCAUGUUAUUAUUAUUUAUAAAAGGUUAAUUUCACAAAAGGAAAAGAAACUAGCUAUUUAAAAUUCCAAGUUUUCAUGGAUUAUGAACAGCUAGCACAUGCUCCUUUGGUUUACAGUAUCUGUUUUCUUAAGAAUUUAGACUGGUUUUUGUGCUUCUUCUGUCUUUGGUGCUUACCAAAUGAAGCUGGUACCUAGCUAUCAUCGCAUAAGGCCUAGCUAGACGAGCGGGAUGGCACAGCCAGAGCUGUUGUUAUGCUCAUAGCAGAAUAUUGCUCGGUGUAUUUUUUUCUAUUCUUUUUAUAUUCUAAUACUUUGUGGCAAAAACAAAUUUAUAGUCUGUUCGGUUUAAAAUCUCACUGUAUUAAUGAUUUACCAAGAGCAGAGAUAGUCAGUGCGUUCAAAAAGUUCUUGAGCGAAUUGCUUCUGGGAAUGUUUUGCAGUGAAGAAAUGCUAUUGAUAGGUUAGUAUAUCUAUCUAGUUUGCUUCCAAUGAUAGGUUAGUAUAGCUAUCUGUUUUGGGCAAUGUGAUCUUGCAUGAAACUUACUUACUGCUAUAUUUGUUGAAUUAUGUCUUUGCUGAAUCAAAAUUUUUUGGGUGGACUUCAAUGAUUGAGAUGGGCAUCAGGGACAGCAAUAAAGAUUAGUAAUUUAGUAGGAUAUAUUAUAUCUGUUGGCUUGUUGCUUGUUCUUCUUCUCCUUUCUGGUUUAAAUAUAUAUAUGCAGUUGAAAGAGUUAAUAACUGGUUCCAAUCAGAUCGAACACGUAGAUAUGUUUCUGUCACUGUUUGUGAUGAACUAUGAUAAGUUUUUUAUGUUUAUCAGUUAGGAGUUAAACUUUAUACCUUUCUCUGAGACUAUAGGCCAAACUGAUACAAAGAGAUGGUACUUUCAAACUUUCUGGUGGACCAAUGUAAAGUGCUUUUACCAUCAACAAAGUGACAAGAACAAUAUCAGUACUAAUAUUAAUUGUGAUAUUGACUCUUUUUUUAUUUUAUCUUUCCAGUCCCCUAAACUCAGUUGAUGUGCUCAAGAACUAUUUGGUGUCGAUGUAUAUCUGAAACAACUGUAGGUUGGAGAUGGCAGGUUGGAUCAGCUACCUGUUGAUGUGAAGAGCAUUGUAUUUUAAUGUAUUAUUAUUUAUUUUGUUCUUUGUAAUGGAUUGUAUUAGUUUAAUUAGUUGUAAUGUAUUAUUAUUUAUUUAUUUUUUUGUAAAUUUAUGUUUUGCA